AUGUUUGAUAAAAUGCCACACAGAGAUGUCUAUUCAUGGACAACCAUCAUUCAGGGAUACAUAGCUGCCACAAACUAUGACCAAGCACUCCUUCUCUUCUCUUCAAUGCAUGCCGAUCCUUGCGUCUCCGCCGAUUCCCACGUUCUAAGUGUUGCACUCAAGGCUUGUGGUCUAACUUCCAACAUUUCAUUUGGAGAAUCUUUACAUGCUUUUGCCCUGAAAACUCAUCUCCUUAGCGAUGUCUACGUCGGAAGUGUUCUAUUGGAUUUGUACAAAAGAGCUGGAAUGAUCGACAAGAGUUGCAGACUUUUCAGUGAAAUGCCUUUUAGAAAUACAGUAACGUGGACAACAAUCAUCACGGGACUGGUUCACUCUGGUCGUCACAAGGAAGGUCUUAUGUACUUUUCAGAGAUGUCGAGGUUCAGAGGACUACCUGAUACUUUUACCUUUGCAAUUGCCUUGAAGGCUUGUGCCGGUCUGCGUCAAGUUAAAUACGGACGUGGGAUUCAUACUCAUGUGAUAUUGAAAGGCUUCGGUGCCGUUCUCAAUGUGGCUAACUCUCUCUUUACAAUGUACACUGAGUGUGGGGAAAUGGAAGAUGGGCUGCGUUUGUUUCAAAGUAUGAACGAGAGGGAUGUGGUUUCGUGGACGAGUCUUAUCACCGCUUAUAGUCGUAUAGGUCAAGAGGAAAACGCGGUGAACACAUUCUUACAGAUGAGAAACUCUCAAGUAACUCCCAAUGAGCAUAAGUUUGCGUCCAUGUUUGCUGCGUGCGCGAGUCUUUCUAGACUUGUUUGGGGCGAGCAGCUCCACGGUAAUGUUUUCUCUCUAGGGAUAGGGGAUUAUCUGUCAGUUAGUAACUCGAUGAUGAACAUGUAUUCAACAUGUGGGAAGUUAGACUCUGCUUCUGGUUUGUUUCGAGGAAUGAGAUGCAGAGACAUCAUUUCAUGGAGCACGAUCAUCGGAGGGUACUCUCAAGCCGGUUUUGUGGAAGAAGGUUUUGAGUAUUUCUCAUGGAUGAGACGAUCAGGGACAAAACCUACGGAUUUUGCUCUAGCUAGUUUGCUGAGUGUCUCAGGAAACAUGGCAGUUCUUGAGCAAGGCAGGCAGGUUCAUGCGCUUGCACUUUAUAUCGGUUUAGAACAAAACCCCACCAUACGUAGUGCGCUUAUUAAUAUGUACUCGAAAUGUGGAAGUAUCGUAGAAGCUUCCAAGGUAUUUGAAGAAACAGAAAAUGCUGAUAUUGUUGCUUUGACAGCUAUUAUCAAUGGAUAUGCAGAACAUGGAAAGAGCAAAGAAGCUAUUGAUCUGUUUGAGAAGAGUCUAAUGGUUGGUUUCAGACCCGACACUGUAUCUUUCAUCAGCGUUCUCACUGCUUGUUCUCAUUCGGGACAGCUAGACCUCGGUUUUCAUUAUUUCAACUUGAUGCAAGAGAAAUAUAACAUGAGUCCAGCCAAGGAACACUAUGGUUGUAUGGUUGAUCUGUUAUGUCGAGCAGGAUGGCUAAGUGAAGCAGAGAAGAUGAUCGAUGAGAUGUCAUGUAAGAAGGAUGAUGUAGUAUGGACCACAUUUCUCAGAGCAUGUACUGCCAAAAGAGACAUUGAACGUGGAAGAAGAGCGGCAGAGAGGAUUUUAGAGCUGGAACCUACUUCUUCUACUGCACUUGUAACACUAGCCAAUAUAUAUGCAAGCACAGGGAAAUGGAAAGAGGCUGCAAUUGUAAGGAAGAGUAUGAAAUCAAAAGGCGUGAUCAAAGAGCCAGGAUGGUCUUCAAUUUUGAUCAAAGAGCCAGGAUGGUCUUCAAUUUUGAUCAAGGACCAGGUUUCAGCUUUUGCAUCUGGGGGUCGGUCCCAUCCACAAAGUGAAGAUAUAUACAGUGUCUUGGAAUUACUUGUAUCUGCUGCUGAGGCUCAUAGAUACGAUUGUGCAAUGAAGAGAGCUUUUGAGUCGAUUCAAAUUUUGUGA
This is a messenger RNA of Eruca vesicaria subsp. sativa (arugula), 1965 nucleotides long. Lineage: Eukaryota; Viridiplantae; Streptophyta; Magnoliopsida; Brassicales; Brassicaceae. The record is from the annotation of a GenBank genome assembly.